Histoplasma capsulatum G186AR is the source of this 384-nucleotide messenger RNA. RefSeq lists its product as uncharacterized. The coding region runs from base 1 to 384 and encodes 127 amino acids. The record is from RefSeq and is a predicted model, not a curated record. The transcript is spliced from 2 exons. Lineage: Eukaryota; Fungi; Ascomycota; Eurotiomycetes; Onygenales; Ajellomycetaceae.
AUGGUGACUGGAGGCUCUCCCGGCUUUCUGAAGACCAGUAGUGCUAGAAUAGGUGUAGGUGAUAAUAGUAGAGGCGAAUCGCAAUGUCUGUCGGAUGGGACAAGGAGGCAAAAUGGAGGGGAAAUCGUGACGGGUGAGAGACGGACAGACAGACAGACAGCGCAGGCUGGUUUGUGCCACUUGCCCAAGGUGGCGCGCAGUUACCUUGUGUGUGCGUGUCCUCUUCUUCAUUGUAUUUUGAUUGGAGCCAAGUUGAUCGCUCAGGGGCGGUGGGGCGAAACCGUGAAAACCAUACUAACGACAGUGAUGACGACCAUGGGACGUAAACUCCUCAACCCUGCACGUAGCAGUGGGUUCACAGGGCUAGUUGACGAGAAGAAUUGA